UUUUCAGAGGGGCGGGGACAAGCUGGCUUUCCAUCCACAGCGAGCAAAGCGGCGACCAAAUCAUUGCGCGCUUCUGUAAUUGAGUUAGGAAGGCAACCGGGAUCUCCUAGCAUUCUUCAGCACCAAAUUUAUCGGAUGUUUUUCUCGCUUAUAGGUGGCACAUUAUCUGUGACCUGAAUAAUAACCAACCUCGCCCGGACUAAACGAACACUGGGACUCGAACUAGUGACCCAAGGAAUAAGUGCGGCUCUCUCAGCCAGAAGGAGGAAACGCUGCAGCUUGCUUUCCCCUGCGCGUCGUGUUCCAGAGCAUCUACCCCAGGAUGAGGCAAUGAUAAGCGGACCUUCUGGUUGGUUCUCUCCGUCCACCUCUAGCCUGCAUGAAACAAAGUCUGUUCUUCGCCACACAGCCUGCGCCGCAACGUAAACGCCUGGCGUGCUGUCACCGCCGCCCGUUUUCCCCCUUUUUAUGCUGUGAGUAAACAGUUCUGCUGCUAAGGGUCCAGCCUCUCCCGAUAUCACAAUGAGGACCACGGAGGAGACCGAGGGCUUUGACGGCGAGGCCUCCAACACGUCCAUGAUCUCCGGGGCCAGCAGCCCGUACCAGCCCACCACGGAGCCCGUCCUUUCACGCAACGUUUUGGGGGCGAUGAGGUGCGACAUGGAGUACCUCAUGUCCUACUUCGGGAUUUUGAAGGCGGUGGAAGUGGUCCUGUCACUCAUCAGUUUCAUCUGCAUAGAGACCAUCAUGAUGUGUUCUCCCUGUGGAGGGGUCUACUUAUUUGAGUUUGUCAGCUGCAGUGCCUUCGUGGUGACAGGAGUCCUUCUCCUGAUCUUCUGCCUCAAUCUCCACAUCAAGGUUCCUCAGGUCAACUGGAACCUGACGGACCUGGUUAACACUGCUGCCAGCACCUUUUUGUUCUUUCUCUCGUCCCUUCUUCUGGUCUGCAUCAACCACAACACAGGAGCUGAAAAAGCAGCAGUAGUCUUCGGCUUCCUGGUGACAGGUGUGUUCGGCCUAAACACCUUCCUGGCAGUACGGAGGUGGCGCCGUGGCAACGGGUGUCAGGGGGCCGCUCAGACCAGCGAGUACAUGCGAGCGCGCACGGCAUCUCGUGGAGAAAUGGAGGCGCGACCUGAGCUCGCGUGAGAGCUCGUAGAUAAACUACGCACCGGCAGCUGACAGAGAUGGAUGCGACUCUGGCCCGUUGAGCAUAGUUGGGAUUUGGACCUCUGCAGUUCUGAUCCCUAAAAAAAGCUUCGUUUCAGCCAGAGAUGGGCCAUGCAGUCAUUGAGAUUCCUUCUCAAAUGAAACAGUUUCACAGGAUAAGCUGGACCAGAACUUAAGCCAUGAACCACUUCCGUGUCUUGGAAGACACUGGUGACAUUUGCAAGUUUUGUCUUUCACUGUGAUUGAAGGCAGUGAGUGAUAAGUGGUAGAACUAUACCUGUGGACCAGCGCUCCACGGACAAGCAGUUCUUUCACCUGCAGUCAUCCCUUUAUUGUUCCAUCCUGCAGCUUUUUGCUUCUUCCUGUGAAAAGACUGGUUGUUGAACAUAAUAUCUGAUGAAGUAUGACUGUUUUCUUUUUUUUUGGCAGACUUUAUAAUCACCGUUUAAAAUUGUAACCUGAAAUUGGUAAAACAUUUUGCUGCCAGGAGUCACACAGUGACAGUACAGUGGGGGGGGGGGAUUCUUGACUUGAAAACCCUGUGAGGUCAGAUUUUAUGAAUGAUUGGAAACGUUUGACUUGAAAACUUCAGUAAUAACAGAAAGAGAAUCUGUUUUAACUUUGUGCUUAGACAACCAAAAUUGUUUUUCUAAUCUUAGAUUUCAAUUGUCAUUAGUUUACUUUUUACUGUUUUGCUAUAAAAGUGCAUCAUAAUUAUUAUUUUUUAAACCCAUGUAUUCCUAGCAACCUCUGGUCCAAAAUAAUUAAUUAUCAUUUUUGUUUUUCGAAAAUUAAAACAAUCCGUGAAGAUACUUCGACAUAUCCAGGCUACAAAGUGAAUCCAAACCUUACUAUGUGAUGUGGAUCAGUCUCCUCGGGCUGUAAGGUGCAUCUCAGGUACGGACACAGUCUUUUCCUCCUGUGUGAUACUCAGAAAGCAUCUAAAUUUGACCACAGGGUGCCUCGACCUGAAUGCUGUGUCUCUCCUUGUUGCGUCUGUUGGAAAGUUGCAGAGCACAAAGUAGAGUUAACAUUCCUUUACUGUUAUUUUUUGUUGUUGUUGUUGUUGUUCUGGCCAGUGUUUCUCUGGUGAUAAUGAAGAUGUGUCUGGAAAAGUAGCAUCAUCUCUGCUUUUGAGGAUGAAGGAAGCAUUUUUUUUUAUUAUUGAAGCUGCACCGCAAUUGGACUACACUUCUGUAAGGUUUAGUUUCCAAAAUGACUCAAUGGCUCCACCUCCUGGUUUGCAUCUGAACUGCGUCUCCUUUGUACGACACCAAGACAACUAAAAACAGGCAACGUGAGGGACGGAAAUCUGUGACAUGCUGAUGAUUUGCCCAGGAUCUCAAAGGACGGACAAGGAUGGUAUGUGACUGUUCGAAAUUAGUUUAACGUAAAAGCAGAAAUGGCAAUAUGAAUGUUUAAUGAUAUUUUAAUGGUUUAAUUAACAUAAUUAUUUACUAUUGGGAUAGUUUUGUGACUGAAGUACUUGCAUCAAAGACAAUCAUGUUGCUAUUUAUGUUUGUAACCUUUAUUAGUAAAUUUACAUUUGAGUAACGCUAUAAGCUCAUUUACAGCGACAAAGUUAAACUAGUGUGUUAUGCUUUUUAGUUAUGAAGCUGGUCAUCUAUUUGUAUAUUAAAAACAGCCUGAUUACAGCUCAUCCUCUCUUUCAGCGUACAACAUUGUGCUAGAUUAUGUCAUUAAGAAUCUGCAGGAUAAAACAAAAAAGAUUUCUGAUUGUUUCUGGAUUCUUUUGCACUUCCUUUUUUUAUUUUCAUUUGGUGUGGUUCUGGUAAAGGCGCAUGCCAGGGCCAUUCAUGUACAGGUUGGAUAUUUGUAUUGAAAAUGUUGGAAGCAUCCCUUUCCAUUGGUGACUUAAAUAAAGCAGCAAAUAUUGAAA
Messenger RNA from Xiphophorus couchianus (Monterrey platyfish), 3070 nucleotides. It is a transcript of the gene cmtm4, whose product is annotated as CKLF-like MARVEL transmembrane domain containing 4. The coding region runs from base 523 to 1149 and encodes 208 amino acids. The record is from RefSeq and is a predicted model, not a curated record. Gene Ontology annotation, cellular component: membrane. Lineage: Eukaryota; Metazoa; Chordata; Actinopteri; Cyprinodontiformes; Poeciliidae. The transcript has 4 exons.